CGCUAUCCGACGACCGGAUCCCCACUAUGGGCAAAAGCCUUCUGGUAGGUUAUAAAGGAUCGAGCACGGUACUAUACGGCUGCACUCUCUCAGUGAAACUCACGGAGGACCGUUCCCCGACAAGUAGUACCUCCCCCUCCUCGUCAGCGACGCGUGCACCAUGAGGAUUAUAUUGCUGGUAAUCCCGGCGUGUCUACUCGCCCUAACGGAAGCGCGGCGAGUGCAGAUCCGACCUCGCGUGACGGAUUCUCAAGUGUACUACGAGGAAGCGGACAAUCAGGCCGCCGAGGAUGAUUUCGACACUGUGGCGGUUUAUCAACCGCGCACCCGCGCGCUUCCUUCGCCACGAUCUAAGGAUGCGCUGCACGCAUCGAAGCCGCCACCGGUGCAGACAAUAAGGAACUACAAUAAGGUUAACGAUGACGGGUCCUUCACCUUCGGCUACGAAGCUGCCGAUGGUUCCUUCAAAGAGGAGACCCGUGGCACCGACUGUGUCGUGCGCGGCAAAUACGGCUACAUCGAUCCGGACGGCAAUAAAAGAGAGUUCACUUACGUCUCGGGUAAUCCCUGCGACCCGAACGCACCGAAGGAUGAGGAAGAAGAGGAGGAAAAAGAAGAAGAGGAUCUGCCUGGACCGGCGAAUUAUCCCGUCGUCAGGCCUGUACCUCGACCCGUAAGACCCACGUAUCAGCCGACCACCACUCGUGCACCCACUACAAUAUUCCAGACCGAGUACCAGCUCGACGACGACGCCAGCCAGGAGUUGACCGAAGAUGAUCUGAAGCCGCAGCUGCGACCAUCGGCCUUUAGAAGACCUUCGACCAUAGUGCAAGUCACGCCCUCCACCGCCAUUUACGAAUCUACGCAGUCCCACAGUCCGUCUCUCUUUAGGCUAGCUUCCACCCCCACGGCCCAAUAUCAGACUACUGCGUCGCCCGUCCUCCGUAGCCAGCCCACAGUCACCUCGAGCGUCUAUCAGUCGCUCGAAACCACCACUCGUCGACCAGUGACCCGUCAUCCCAGGCCCCAGUCGGUUGCGAUAACCCCACGACCCCACGUCGCCCAAGUAGCCGCGCAAUACGUCUCCCCUAGUAGCACCGAACGUCCUAGCAGUCUGCUCUACACCCAGACCCAUCCUUCGGCCACGAUAUCGCCGUUGCGCACCACGACCGCCGCUAGCACGCCCCAUCUCGACUUUGCCGCCGAGCUCGAGCGUUACGUGAACACGGUCGGAUCGCACGUUUCCACCCCCGUUGCGAGGCCGCAGACCGCCCAAGCGUCGCCCCAAACCAACUCGAGAGUUAAGCUGACCGGUCAGACGCCGGUCACCGCCGCCUCUGCAGCCGCCGAGCCUAUCUACCAAUCGGAGCUCAUAUACGAUCCCGCGACCGGUCAGUACAAUACCCAGCUUUAUCAGACACUGCCCCAAACCGUGGGUGACUUUAGCCUCAGUCACAAACUCCAACCGUUCGUAGCCCAGCCCCAUCAGUCCCUACUCGGCCUGCAGCAGUAUCAGCAGUACCAGCAGGCCCAGCGUCCAGUCUAUAAGCAGGCCCAGUCGGCUCCCACCCCGACCGUAGCCCAGCCGCAGGAGGUGCUCUACAGGAAGCAGCAGGCGCAGCUGCUGCAACAGUCUCAGCAGCUUUACGCGCAGCAACAACGUCGCCAGCAACAGCAGCAGCAGCAGCAGCAGCAGCAACAGCAACAGCCACAACAACCUCACAGGCUUCAACUGCUGGAGUCACAGAGAGAACCCCAGGCGUUCUAUUACGUCGCGCCCUUGAAGGCUUCCACCGCCACCACGUCCCUUUCAGUAGGUCAGAUCGAUCAGUUUCUCCGAGGUAGCGCUAAUAACUACUGAUGCAAUCUGAAUCGCGAUUAUUAAGAGAUCUUCCUCGGAUCUUUGAAUCGCCCUUCGUCGAUAUUUAUCAUUCGGUAUUGCUUCGAGCAUCCCUCGCGAGCUAAACCGCCGAGGAUCUCGCGCCGGUUACAUCAUAACGUUGGCCCGUGCGUACACACAGAGGGUAUUACAUAUAAGAGUACAUGCAUUAUAAUAAAGUAUAUAUCUCACGUGGCGUCGAAGCUGGGAUAUAUAAAGUAUAUCGCCGAGUGAAUGGCACGCAAGAGCGCUUCGAUGCACGCGUUGUACGCGGGGAAUGCGUGUGCGGUAUAUAAUCGUCGCGACACGCGAGAAAGGCGAUGAAAAGUAUCGCGAUAAGGUCGCGAAUUUUUAUCAUCAUUGCGCGCGCAUCGCGUCGUCGUCGCACGAAACAUCGCGGGACUUUCUGAGAAGUACAUUCAAAGUUCAUUCCCUUGUCGAACGGAUCGCGCGCGGUCUUUCCGUAAUUCUCAUUUUGCAGCAACGUGGGAUUUUUCCAAUUACCUUGUUCUCGAUAGCGCGCUUUCAUGCUUUGAUAGUCGUACUGUAAUUGUAUAUAUAUAGCGCUCGCUCUUCCGUCCAAUGCGUGUCUCGAAAGCGUUCCUGCGCUAUCCGCUCUCGUCUCGGCUAACGCGCGAACGACAAUAUUAUAUCCGUCAACGGCGCAAUCGGAGAACAAAGGUUAAAGAGAUUAAAGUAUGUGAUAAUGGAUGGAGGAACCGCGCGCGCGUACAUGGUUACAUGGUUAGUGCAGCUCGUAACAAUAACCCGGGGAGAGCCGAAUGGCAAAACGUGAUACGUGACAAAAUUUAAAUCUUCUUAGAUAAUCAUAUCUUUCUAUUUAUUUCUUUUUUUUUCCACGAUUUCCCAGUUGAAUAAUCUCGUCAUAAACCUCAUUCUCUCCGAAAACACACGACGAGAAAAAGAAUUAUUCGAGCGUGCCUCAGGUAUCGUUUCGGUAACCGACGGCUUGUUGAAACAAUGCGUUCAUUAAGAACGGCGAAAUUUUAUUUAUUCGCGCGCGUCGAGUUGACACCGACGAACGGGGUUCCUUCCGUUUCUCAGGCCGAUUCCGAGAACACCUCUCUUUCCACUCCCGGUAUCGUGCACGUUUAUGAGGCAUGUUAGAGAGUGAAAGCCAACGACCUGACGCAAUACUCAUGCACGCAUGUACGAUGUAUUACCGUGGCAAUUUCUCGCAGAUCCCUAACGCCGUAUACUGUCGUAAAGGUAUUAUAUCCACAGAGGUUCCGUGAUACAAACGGAACACUUCGUCGCGCGGCCGCGGACCUUUUAUGCACGACCCCGUAAGCCCGAGCCACGUAAUAAUGCUCGACUCGAUUACAAAACGUCAAUCCGGUGCAACAUCGAGUCGCAUGAAAGGCGAGUGAAACGCGAUCAGGCAAAAGGGGAUAAUUAGUCGAAUCAAAUCCGCCGGUGUUUCGAGAUACUUUCGAUUAGGCAGGCAGACAAUAUUGCACAUCUCUAUGUCCAUAUUGUGUCAUGUAGUGCAUAGAAUGCAUCUCGACAUGGUGAUAUGCAAUUGAUUGUUACCUCAUUCUCUCGCCUAUUUUAAUCUUUCACUCAAAAGUCCAACAGUCUGCGUAAAGUGUUACACGAGAUCAAUUAUACGCAUCGCUAAACUUUACAUUCUUCGAAUUGAAGAGUAAUUUUAAAUCUAUAUUUUCAACGCUUGUUCAACUCAACUUGAAAUUAUCAUGCGAAUCGCUUCUUUCAAUGAUGCAACUCGUCGCGACAAUCGCGAUAGAAGCUUCUCUGUUGAUUUAAUACGUCGUAACGUUUCUUAUAUACUUUCGAAUGUAUCAUCGCAAUCGAAAUUCCCAGGAUCGUCCACUUCGUUACGUCUCUACGGGAGUCUCGCGAUGCGAACGUAUCGCUCGCGUUUCAACUGAGUAGUAAUUCCGAUAUUCGAUACGCGGACGUCGGUAGGAAGUGUGCACGGCCUUUUGCAACGUGAAAUUUUGCAAGCUUGCCGCAAGUAGGGUUCACCGCCGGGGAAACUGCAAUACACUCUUAUCGGCGUAGUCGAGUUUGUAGGGACAACAUUCUAUUCGCGCCGUAGCCGCCGCGGACUUUCUAUUUGCAUUCUCUGUCACAAGUGUGAGAAUCGAUUCCAGUUUAAUGCGUUCCGCCCGUUCAGCCCGCGGAAAUAUAUAUAUAUCGGGUCCGAGAAAGAAACAGCGAUAGGUCGCGUACGCCGACGAAAUCACUUUUACCACGAUCACUCGACGGUCAUUAAUGAAAACUAUACAAGGUUUCUCGGAAAAUCUCUCGUGUAUUUUACGUCAUUGCAGAUUUAAUGAAUCUACAACUAAUUUUUCUUCAGCAAAGUCUUUCAAUAAUUGUUAAAACAAUCUCGAGAGAUCGUUUUAAUAAUUAUUACAAAGUCACGAACGCAUUAACGCUCAAUUUUUUAAUUAAACGCGAAAGUAGAACUCACGUAUGAUCGAUCGGAAAAUGGUUUCAAUUUACAAGAGCUGUAAUUGACAGCGUCUUUACAAUCCGUAUUCCCGUAGAACGCAAUUUUCGAUGCACAUUUCUGAAGAGAUUUAUGCAUCACCGCAGGGAGAUAUGUCUUAAUCAAUGAUUUCGUGGUUUAAUCGCAAUCACGUCGUUGCUAUAACGGGCUCGGAGCGGCGGUUGUCUACUCAUACUGUAAAUAAUACUCGUUAACGUUAAAAUGCAUAGCGACUACUUAGCAAUUCAUACGCAUAAUUAACGAUACGACAAUUGCGCAUAAAUCUUCGUAAAGAAGAGUCUUACAGUUACGUUACAGUUGUUUUCUUUUUGUAUUAUUUGUAAGCAUAAUCGAAAGAAAAAUAUCAAUGCGAAAAUGUG
This is a messenger RNA of Solenopsis invicta (red fire ant), 4738 nucleotides long. RefSeq names its product probable serine/threonine-protein kinase DDB_G0267686. The transcript has 2 exons. Lineage: Eukaryota; Metazoa; Arthropoda; Insecta; Hymenoptera; Formicidae. Bases 161 to 1861 code for a protein of 566 amino acids. Gene Ontology annotation, molecular function: structural constituent of chitin-based larval cuticle. Gene Ontology annotation, cellular component: chitin-based extracellular matrix. The record is from RefSeq and is a predicted model, not a curated record.